UAUUUUCUCACAGAUGAUGUUACGAGUAUCAAUUUUGAUCUUUGGAACGACACACAAACAUACUGGAUAAAAAUAAAGUAAAAGAUAAUUAAAUGUAUUGAAGGCAAAUAUUACGAGUUGAAUUUUAAUUGUAAUUAUGAACAGCUUAAGAAUUUUUGGUCUUAGGACGAUAAAUAAAUUACGUACUGACAGAAGAUGUAUCGCUUCAAUAGCAAGUCUACCAGAAACUCAUCGCAUGCUUCAAAAAACCGUGAGAGAUUUUGCGGAAGCUGAGUUGAAACCGAUUGCGGGACAACUUGACAAAGAGCACAAAUAUCCAGCGGAGCAGAUAAAAAAGAUGGGAGAGCUGGGAUUAAUGUCGAUAGCGACAUCAGAAUCUCUUGGAGGCACUGGUUUGGAUUACAUGGCCUACGUGAUUGCCAUGGAAGAAGUAUCUCGCGGAUGUGCCAGCGCUGGUGUAAUUAUGAGCGUAAAUAAUUCAUUGUAUUUGGGUCCGAUCGAGAAGUUUGGUACUGAAAAGCAGAAAGAAAAAUACGUAACACCAUUUACAGACGGUACUAAAGUAGGAUGUUUCGCACUGAGUGAGCCUGGAAAUGGUUCUGAUGCUGGUGCAGCAUCGACAGUUGCUAAAAAAGAAGCUGAUGGCUACCGAAUCAAUGGAACCAAGUGCUGGAUCACUAACGCCAAUGAAGCUAACGGUAUUGUACUGUUUGCUACAACUGAUAAAUCAAAAAAACACAAAGGAAUCAGUGCAAUAAUUGUCGAUUCACCAACAAAAGGUCUGGAGAUUGGUAAGAAAGAAGAUAAACUGGGCAUUCGUGCAAGCAGUACUUGUUCAUUGAUGUUUGAAGACUGUCUAGUACCACCAGAAAAUAUUCUUGGUGAACCCGGUAUGGGUUUCAAAAUAGCCAUGAUGUCUCUUGAUGCCGGGAGAAUUGGAAUUGCAAGCCAAGCACUUGGAAUCGCUCAAGCUUCACUUGACUGUGCCGUCGAGUACUCAAGCAAACGUAUGGCAUUUGGUAAUCCGAUAGUCAAAUUACAGGCAAUCCAACAAAAAAUCGCCGACAUGGCAUUAAGACUUGAAAGCGCGAGAUUAUUGACAUGGCGAGCUGCUCAUCUCAAAGACACCAGUAAACCAUUUACCAAAGAAGCCGCGAUGGCUAAAUUAGCAGCUUCCGAGGCCGCGACUUUCUGCUCGCAUCAGUGCAUUCAAAUUCUCGGUGGCAUGGGUUACGUGUCUGAUAUGCCGGCAGAACGUCAUUACAGAGAUGCCAGGAUCACUGAAAUUUAUGAAGGGACUUCUGAAAUUCAGCGACUUGUCAUUGCUGGUAAUAUCGUCAAAGAAUACGGAGUCUCUGGUUGAUAAGAAUCUCAAAUUUAUAUUUUUUAAGACCCACAGCCUUGAUACAUAUUUUUAUGAUAUUGAUUAAGAAAAAAAAUUUAUGAAAUGAAGAUAUUUUUUAUACUGAGAUUUAAAAAAUUUUUAAAUCUAUAUAUCGAUCAAUGCAAUUUUAAGUUAUAAGUGACGUUUAUAAAUAUUUUUUUUAUAUAUACAAAUAUAUGUAUACAUUUAUGGUAUGAAGAAAAAAAAUGGAAAAGGGAAAAGGAAGACUAUAAAUAAAUCGAGAUGUUUUUAUAUAUAUUAUAUAUAUGAUAUUAAAAGAUUUUAAGGAAUCAAUAAACACUUUGUGAUUUGCUAUAGAUACUCUUGAAUUUUAUUAGCCUCACGAUCACGUGACUUUGACAUUGUAUAUCCUAUUUUAUAUUUAAUUGUACACAUGUAUGUACAUUUACAUACAUUUUAUAAGGAUUAAAUCGUCGGAGCUUUGGCAGCAUUGUGGUGAACACGGACCACAAUUAUAACUCUUUAAUUUAUUAUUUAUUAAUUAAUAAUAUUUAUUUCAAUUCAAUUGUAAUUUUUUUUUACCUCAAUUUAAUUAAGAACAGAUUAAUUUUUGCUAAAUUAAUUAAUGAGUUAAUUACUAGGACACAAAUAGACUUAUUGCGCACAGUGAAAUUCAAUAAAAUAGUAACGAUCACAUUUUAUUUAUUAACUUUUUUUUUUAUAACGACUUUUGACGAAUUAUUUAUUUUGCUAUCGUGUAAGCACAAGCCUUUUCUUCAAUUCAAUUCAAUUGAUCAAUUAAUUAUUUAUCUCUGACUAUUUUUAAACUCUACCCAUUUAUCUGUUUAAACAUUUUAUCAACAUGAAUUACAACUGACGAGAAAAAAAUUUUAAUCCAUUAAAUAAAAUUGGUAUUGACUUACAUUUAUCUAGAGAAAAAUAAUUUAAUUCAGAGAGAGAUACCUGUUACAGAUUUCAACUUUUAUUACUACAGUUAUUUUUUUUUUAGAAUAAUAUUUUGUUGUGCAGAUGACAAUUACGAUCUACUUUUUACCUUUUCUUUAACUUUAAAUACUGAAUGCAGUAUUCCAAAAAAAUUUUUGAAAAAUUUGAAUAUUCUAGACUUCAAAACGUGAGACGACGAUUAACUUUUUUUAAAAAUUUUUAAACUUUUGAAAAUUCAAAGGAAAAAUAAAUAAAUGACAGGGGCAGUUUUUCAAACCGGGUUUUAAUUAUUGCUGAUAUAUUUAUAUAUCAUAAAUGUUUCGAUAUCCCAGCAAUAUUAAUUUAAGCCCGGGUAAAAAGAAACCCCAUUUGUAAAACUGGCCCUUAAUAGUAAAAAAAAAGUUUAAAAUCAGUUUUUACUGACCGUAAUUCGCACUAAAAAAAAUGAUAAAAUUUAUCAUUUUAAAUGGAGAAUCAAAAAAAGUUUACAAGAGUCUAAAAAAAUUUUUUUAGUAACAAGUCAAUGUUUUCUUUGUAUUGUCAGAAGUUUAAAAAAAGUUUGUCGUUGUGUCACUUCUUGAAGUUUAGAAUAAACUUUUUUUACACGGGUAAUUAACUACAUUACUUUAAUUAUUUUAUUAAAUUUCUUAGACCGGUUUAAGAUAAUCCUCCGCUAAUAAUACAAGCAUUAAUCGGCUUAAAUAAUUAUAAUUUAAAAUAAUAAACUAGAUAAUUAAUAACAGUAAUAGUAAUUAGUAAUUAGUGAUUAAAUUCACAGAGAUCGUAAUGUAUUCAAUUGUAUAUAUAUUGGUAGCAAGUACUCUCUCAUCGGAAUGCAAACGAAGCUAAUUAACGCACGCAUCAUCAUCAUCAUCUCCAUUAUCAUUAUCAUAUAUUUAAAUCCCUUUGAAUUUCAUUGUUGCUUCUUAUUUAUCUUCUUCUUUAAUCUUUCAGUAAUUUUUUUACUAUUAUUAUUAUAUAUAUGUACAACGUCUUGCUCUUAUUUAAUUUUUUAUCAUAAUAAUUUUCAUAAAACCCCAACACAUCUCUUUGUUAAAACUCUUUACUCUAUUCCAUAAGUUUGUUUUGUUUGUUUGUUUGUUUAUUUAUUUUCUUAAAUCUUUUAUUCUUUAAAACUUUACAUAAUACCCGCGUUCGUAAUAAACUCACGCUCAGACGCAGAUUAAUUUACAUUUAUAGAGAAAUAAAUUUAAAUAUCUAAAUAUUUAUUAAAUAUCUCUAAUUAUCUUUCGUAAAUAAAUCGAAUAAUUAUAAUUUAUAUUUUAAAUAUAAAGCAGCCGACAUUCAUUUAACUUUGAUAUAAAUUUAUUUAUAUCUUUUAUUUUAUUGAUUUAUUUAUAAAUCGCAACUCGCGAGUCAAAGAAAAAUUUAUUUUACCAUAAGAUUAUUAUUAUUAUUGUUGCAAUCGAUAUACAAUUAAACGUGAUAAUUAAUAAUUGAUAAUUAAUUUUCAAAAUUCAUCCUAACGAAAUUUUUUUUCCACUAUUAUCAUCAUUACAAUUUAUUAUUAAUUAUGAUUCAUUUUUAUAAUUUUUUUUACUUUCAUAUCGUUGACGUAA
This is a messenger RNA of Microplitis mediator, 3870 nucleotides long. It is a transcript of the gene Arc42, whose product is annotated as short-chain specific acyl-CoA dehydrogenase, mitochondrial. Gene Ontology annotation, molecular function: flavin adenine dinucleotide binding. The transcript is spliced from 3 exons. Gene Ontology annotation, biological process: butyrate catabolic process; fatty acid beta-oxidation using acyl-CoA dehydrogenase. Lineage: Eukaryota; Metazoa; Arthropoda; Insecta; Hymenoptera; Braconidae. Gene Ontology annotation, cellular component: mitochondrion. Bases 137 to 1363 code for a protein of 408 amino acids. The record is from RefSeq and is a predicted model, not a curated record.